Molecule: messenger RNA, 3687 nt
Organism: Adineta ricciae
Lineage: Eukaryota; Metazoa; Rotifera; Eurotatoria; Adinetida; Adinetidae
Source: the annotation of a GenBank genome assembly
AUGGAUUAUUAUCUACGGCGUCGGUUGACGAAUGAUUUACUCGAACAAGCAAUUGAUAUUGAAAGACAACGUGAAAAUGAACUUCGACGACAUUUUCAAUCGAUAAUGCGUGAUUAUUCCGAACGACGAAAUAGUCGGUCACAGUCAUACAGUCGAGACAGCCAAUAUCGGUACGAUCCGUCAAGAUUUCGUGAAGAACAAUCAAGACAUAGAUCGGGCAGCAGUUCUCAAUGUUACAGUCAUCGCCAUCGGACGAAUCGACAUAGUGAAUCAAGAGAAUGUUCUUUAGUGACAAUCACAUAUCGCAAUGCCAAAGCGAAUAAGCAUGGCGAUGAAAUCAUGAUUGUUCAACGUGGGAAAACAGUUUUCAAAGGCUGUUUGAAAUAUGGAGAUCGAUUAACACUGAAAUCGAAACGUUAUCAUAAUGAUGGAAGAAUUCAUUUCGAAUUUUUCAUCAAUGAUUCACUUGAAGAUCGAAUGAUUGCUUGUUGUGAACAUUCAUUGAUAAGUAAAGAUAAAAAUCAUCUUUUCUGCAUUGAACGUGUUGUCGGCUCACAACCUUGCCAUGAAUGUGAAUUGAAUAGCUCAUCAAGUUCAUCAAGUCCAUCUCCUGCACCACGACGAAAUCAUUCAUAUGCAACGAUAAAACGAUCAUCAUCAUCAUUAACGAGCCUAGAGCAGUGUGAAAAACAAACUGUUCAAGUAACUCGUAAAUCGAAGCCGCCUAUUUCAUUAAAUAAUCGACAACGAAAAGCCGAGAGUAUCCACUCAGAUUCACAUUCGAUCUCCAAUGAUCGAAAAACUGAAAGAAAGAAACCAACAACACUCACAAUUCCUUCACGUGAUAACGACAAAGCCUUAAGCGAAGGGUUUUCGGCAGACAUUUCUGAGCUAUCGGAAACACAACCGAUAAAAUCACACUCCGCCGAAGAAUUUUCAGCAAGUUUUCUACCGACUUUACCGUCAACAGAUCUUGAAUCGCCAACACCACAGUCAACAGCGCCGCCGUUGCCGCCGAAACGAAUAUACGGUCCUCCACAACUAUCAGCAAUGUUAUCUGUUUCCGAAUUACUCGAUUCUGCAUACGAAACACCGUUGGACACACAUGAAGAAACCAUGGAAAGUCCACGAAACACAAAAUCAGAAUCAUUAAAUAUCCAAAAGAAGAAAGAUUCUCACUCUGAUUCAGAUAAUGAUGAUCAUCAUCAACACGAAUCGAAUCAAUCUAAUGUCACUGUUCAAUUCCUUCGAACAUUAUCGUCACACGUCGAUACUAAUCAAAGCGAUCAAUUAAUGCAACCAAUGUCUGCACUCAGUAAUAAUUCUGCUCCUCACACAUCGAUCGUAGAUGAUGCAACGCAAGCAUUAUUGACACGACUCGGAAUUAUGCGACAACAACAAGUUGAACGUCCAGAAUCGAUCAUUGGCAGUGGUCCUCGAGAAAGAGGCAAUGUGGAAUAUUUUAUUCUUGUGUAUUUACAUUCUACUCCUCCCGAUGAAUCAACUAUAAAACAUCUUCGUAGUCUAGUAAAUUUCAUAAAAGUCUUCGAUGAUGUCGAUGAUUGCACGGCUUUUAUCAAUGGAGUAUCUAAUGAAAAAGUUAUUUUCAUUCUCUCGGAUGCAUUUAGCACUUCGAUUCUGUCACGCAUUAAAGAUCUACAACAAGUUUUUACAGUUUACAUCUUAGUUGAUGAUAAUCAUGAACAAAUCAAUUCUGAUAAACAAUCGAAAGUCAAAGGAUAUUGUCAAGACAUCGAAGAAGUUUACAAACAAGUUGCUCGCGACAUCAAUGAUAUUACACGUGAUUUAAUCGCUUAUAUGAAUAUACCAUCGAGCUCUUCUAUGGCAGAUCCAAUGUUUAUUUAUUGUCAACUAAUUAGUGAAGUUAUUCUUGAUGAUGAAGAAACAGAAUUUGCUUUGAAAGAAUUGAUUAGCUUUUCUCGCCAAGAAUAUGAAGGAAAUGAUGCUGAAUUAGUGAUUAUUGAUGAGUUCGAAAAUGAUUAUGAAAAAAGUCGAGCUAUUUGGUGGUUUACAAGACAAUGUUUUCUUUCCAAAAUGUUGAACAAAGCACUUCGUGUACCGGAAGCUGAUGUUCUAUUCAACCUUCGUUUAUUUAUUCAGCAUCUAUAUCACCAAAUAUCCAAUGAAUCAAUAUCGAUUCCAACAGGAGAAGAUUUUCUUGUUUAUCUUGGUCAAACAAUUCAUCAAAAUGACCUUGAAGAUUUACAAAAAAAUUCUUCAACUAACGAUUUACUUGUCUUUAGUCAAUUUCUAUCUGGAACAACUGAUCUUUCGAAAGCAAUUCAAAUUGCACGAAGCCUCCCGACUUUAUCCGAAGAAUAUAUUCCUGUUAUUCUUCAUUUCAAUCUAACAUCUAAUACAAAGUAUGCGAAUACAAGUUCACUUCGUUACGGAGUUAAUGAUGACAAUGAUGUUCUAUUAAAUAUCGGUCUGAUGGGACGAAUCAUACAAAUCGAGAAGGUUCAUCAAAAUGAGAAUAAUAUUGCAUCCAUUUAUUUAACGUUAGUGGAAAUUAAAAAUGAACGAAUUUUACAACAACUCCUGCAAGCCAAACGCAACGAAGUGAAGGGCGCUGCACCAUUUGUUACUUUGAUUAAAUUAAUGAUGCUGAUGGGACAACAAGCACGAGCAGAACAACUAGUUCAAAUGAUAUUUGAUGAUGAAACAUUGAAAACCGACCCAAAUCUUCAAGGUUCAGUGGCAGCAUCGUGUCACAUACUUGGUGCAACGUGUCAUGCACGUGGUGACCAUAAACGUGCUGUCGAGUUAUUCCAUUUGUCAUUAGCGACCUUUCUUCGCUUUGUUCCAGCUGAUUCAGUACAAUUGUCUCCAACAUAUAAUAAUAUCGGUUCAAUGUAUUUUCGUCAGGAAGAAUAUGAUAAAGCAAACGAAUACCAUCAAAAAGCGCUCGAUGUACAGAUUAAUUCUCAAAAUCCGAAUUUGAACGCAAUUGCAUCGUAUUCAAAUAAUAUUGGAGUUGUACAAUUGAAGCAGGGAAAUUAUCAAGAAGCAGCUAAGUCAUUUGAACGUGCAUUAAAAAUCCUUCAACAAAUUAAUCAACCAAAUGAUCCAGAUCUUGCAUCAACUUACGAUAAUUUGGCUGACGCAUAUCUUUUACAAGAAAAGUUAGACUUGGCUUUGACAUAUUAUAGCAAAGCUCUCGAAAUUCAACGUCUUGUUCAACCUCGAAAUCCUCAAGCACUAGCUUCGUUCAACAAUAGUAUCGGGAAUAUUUACAAUAAAAUGCAUCGAUACGGUGAUGCACUUGUCCAUUUUAGACGCGCUCUAGACUGUCAAUUAGAAUAUUUACCUGCCACUCAUCCGUCAUUUGCAUCACUCUAUAAUAACAUAGGUUCUAUGUAUUAUCGGCAAGAACAAUAUGCUGAUGCGUUACCAUGCUACUUAAAAAGUUUAGAAAUUGAAUUAAUGGCACUACCAGAAAAUCAUCCAACCAUUGCAGUAACACAUUUCAACAUUGCAACAACAUAUACAGGUUUAGGAAGAUUUGAAGAGGCUAUUGCAUCUACAGAAAGAUCAGUUGAACAGCUAUUAAAAACUUUACCUCCGAAUCAUCCAGAAGUGGUAGAAAACCGUGCUUAUAUCGUAACAAUAAAGCGGAAACAAAUGCUCAAAGGGCUUUUUGAUACAAAUUCAACUGAAUUGUAG